AUGGAAGAGCCGCCGGAGGGGCACGGCCACCGAGACGCGGCGCCCGGCCCGGCGAGCAGCGGCAGCGGCAGCGAUGGCGAGAGCGUGCCCGUGUCCCCCAGCCCCGCGCCCGCCUCCCCCGCCGCGCCCUGCCCCCUGCCCCUGCCCCGCCGCCGCCACCCGCCGCCCCCGCCGCCGCCCCCGCCGCCCCACCGCACCACCAACUUUUUCAUCGACAACAUCCUGAGGCCGGACUUCGGCUGCAAGAAGGAGCUGCCCGCGCCGGCCGGCGGCGGAGGAGGAGGCAGCCGGGAGCGGGACGGAGACCGGGGGCAGAGCUCAGGUAGAGAAAACGUCAACCCGCUGCUGGCCCGGCCGCCCAACCCGCCCUCCCUCCUCUGCCCGGACUCGAACUGCCGUCCCGACGGCUCCGCGCCGCCGCCGCCGCCCGCCGCCGCCAAAGCCAGUCCUGCCGCGGCGGCGGCAGCGGCGGCGGCGGCGGCGUCGGGGGCGGCCAAGUCCCCCGCCGACGGGGGCGAGACUCACCCGGCGAAGUACGGGGAGCACGGCAGCCCCGCCAUCCUCCUCAUGGGCUCUAAUAAUGGAGGACCUGUUAUAAAGCCCGACUCGCAACAGCCGCUGGUGUGGCCUGCCUGGGUCUACUGCACUAGGUAUUCAGACAGACCGUCCUCGGGCCCCCGCACCAGGAAGCUGAAGAAGAAGAAGACGGAGAAGGAGGACAAGCGGCCGCGGACGGCGUUCACGGCCGAGCAGCUGCAGCGGCUGAAGGCGGAGUUCCAGGCGAACCGGUACAUCACGGAGCAGCGGCGGCAGAGCCUGGCCCAGGAGCUCAGCCUCAACGAGUCGCAGAUCAAGAUCUGGUUCCAGAACAAACGAGCCAAGAUCAAGAAGGCGACGGGCAUCAAGAACGGGCUGGCGUUGCACCUCAUGGCCCAGGGACUCUACAACCACUCCACCACCACCGUGCAGGACAAAGAGGAGAGCGAGUGA
Molecule: messenger RNA, 990 nt
Organism: Colius striatus (speckled mousebird)
Lineage: Eukaryota; Metazoa; Chordata; Aves; Coliiformes; Coliidae
Gene: EN1
Product: engrailed homeobox 1
Exons: 2
Coding region: 1-990 (329 amino acids)
Biological process (GO): regulation of transcription by RNA polymerase II; neuron differentiation; multicellular organism development
Cellular component (GO): nucleus
Molecular function (GO): RNA polymerase II cis-regulatory region sequence-specific DNA binding; DNA-binding transcription factor activity, RNA polymerase II-specific
Source: RefSeq, a predicted model, not a curated record